This is a messenger RNA of Chlamydomonas reinhardtii, 2472 nucleotides long. RefSeq lists its product as uncharacterized. Bases 29 to 2161 code for a protein of 710 amino acids. The record is from RefSeq and is a predicted model, not a curated record. Lineage: Eukaryota; Viridiplantae; Chlorophyta; Chlorophyceae; Chlamydomonadales; Chlamydomonadaceae. The transcript has 2 exons.
ACUAAAAAACAGCGCUUCUGUGAGAACGAUGCCCAAAGUCCGCGACCGAACGCGAAUCGGCCAGGAGUUUGCUGUGCUUCCGUGGCAGCAGCGCCAUGAUGAAAAAGAGAUUCCUGAGGACGCGCUGUACUCGGUACAGAGCGUGAACCUGUUCGCGCCAUCUGGGACCCAAUUUCCUCGCGAGGCAGCCCUAGCAGACGCGAAACCCAGCGAUGAGGACUUGACUGAGGAGCCAGAUGACGAACCGGACAGCGGCGGAUGGAUAAAGAAGGACACCAGCGCAGAGCCGACCCCGACUCGCCGACGUGCUGCCACUCAGGCUGCGCGGCCUACCGGCGCCCCGGCGUCGGUGCUGACAAUGGUGCUCCACGAGCCCGCGGCGACUUUGCAGUACACACCUGGGUCUGGAGGCGACUCCGACCUUGCCAGUGGCUCAGACGCCGAGACGCAGCCGCCAGAACAGGAGGAGGAGGACGGGGUGGAGGCGGAUGCAGCUGACAGCCUUGAGCCGCAGAGGCCGCCGGAGCUGCUGGGUGUGUGCCAGCUGGCCAUCACGCCCUCAGGCCGUGGCAUGGGGCACAUAGUCAUCACCGGGCGUCAUCACCUGGGCGUUGCCGGCGGCGCCCAUGCCUGUGCCGGCGCCGCGAGCCCCGCGGUGCUGGUGCUGGGGGUGGCCACGCAGCCGGUGGCGGCCACGGAGGAGCUGGACCCCUGCUUCGCAGACGAGUCCUUCGACCUGCUGCGGCUGCGGCUGACCCACAUGCAGCCCGGCGCGCGGCAAGCAGCAGCAGACUUGAAUGAGGCAGGGCCGGGGCCCGGCUCGGCGGCUGCGGCGGUGGCCGCACCGGCAGCCAAGCGCGGCUGUAGCAGCGGCGGCAAUGGCAGCGGCAGCAGCGGCGGGAGGAGCAGUAGCAGCAGGGGCGGGGGCCGGGCCAGCAGCGUGGAGGUGUUGGUGUCACGCACGGGCGGGGACAUGGCGCGGCUCAUGGCGCCGCCGGAGGAGUGGCUGGUGAGGCGGACGCUGGGGGACCAUGCCCUCGCGCUCAUGCGGCAGCGGCAGCAGACGCGCGCGCAGCAGCAGCAGCGACAGCGGGAGCGGGAGCAGCGGCCUGGCAUGGGCGGGGAGACGGCGGAGCGGGAGGACGCCGAGGCAGAUGAUGAGGAGGAGGGGUACCGGCGGCACCAGGCCGGUGCUGGCGGCUACUGCUACUCCAGUGACUCGGAGGGCGAGCCGCUGCUGGACCCCCGGCUGGACCCCUUCAUCGCGCAGGGCCUGGGGCUGGCGUCAGGAACCAGGGCCGCGGCAAGGAGGCGGCGGUGGCCGGCAGGCGGCGCAGGCGGCGGAGCAGUUGGAGGAGGCGGUGGUGCAAAGUCCCCGCGGCAGAGGGGCCGCGGGGCUGCCAAUGCAGAGGCCAAGGCUGAGGCCGGGGAUGCAGAUGACGGAGGUCCGGGCAUGGCGCCAGCAGGGGAGGGGAGCGGGGGCCGCGCGGCGCGCGUGAAGCGCCAGCGCACAGGUGCUGGCCGGCCUGUGCAGCGUGAGAGGGGGCAAAGCGAGGAGGGGCAGCAAGGCGAGGAGGAGGAGGAGGAGGAGGAGGAGGAGGAGGAGGAGGAGGAGGAGGAGGAGGAGGAGGAGGAGGAGGAGGGGCGGCAAGGCGAGGAGGAGGAGGAGGAGGGGCGGCAAGGCGAGGAGGAGGCGGGGACCACUGCUUCAGAGGAGGACGGCACCGAAGCCGGGGACGACGCCGACGAUGACAGUGACGAUGACAAUGACAGCGAGCCGGAAGCCGACAUCCAGCUGAGCUUCCAGCCGGAGACACUGCUCAGCGGCGGCGCGGCGUUGGCACGGAUGGCGGACUUUGCCAGGCCGCUACUGCCGCGGCGGCUACGGCUGGCUGCAGCUACUGCGGCCGCAGCUGCCGGGCCUGCAGGCGUGGAUGUCAAGAGGGAGGGGGAGGCAGGCGCGGGAGCGGGAACGGGAGCGGGAGCGGGAGACAAGGGCGCAGAGGCGCGGGGCGGGGCUGGCGGUGUACCGGCAGCAGCUGGGGGGCAGGAUGGGGCUGGGGGCUGGGCGGAGGAGGACGGGGAGUGGGAGGAGGCGGUGGUGUGUGUCGGCCCAGUGCGUGUCCGGGGGCUGCCGCGAUCAUGGAGGCGGUGCUUGUAGCUGACGCUGUCGACACUGCGCAUGGUAGCGACCUAAGGGCUGACCUACAAGACUGGAGGUUCAUGGUCAUGCUUUCAGGCCGUUGGUGACGUAGGUUAAAUUUCAGGAUUGCAAGAGUGGCACGCGCUUUGACGGAAGGCGAUACGAACACCCGAGGCUUCUAUCAGCAUGCUGUACUCCCAGCGCCAAUUACGCUGCACACUACGGGAGCACGCAAACGUGCCCCUUACCCUGUCUCAACGCACGCAAAGCGUGUGACCCGGCUUCUCAUGAUGAAUUGGUGGCAAGCAAUAUUGUAAUACCUUAAUCUG